AUGGUUCAAGCCACACACCAAAAAGAUCUUGGGGAAAUAACAAGGUGGUGGAGGAAUCUUGGGAUAGCAAGAAAUUUAAGCUUUUCAAGGGACCGAAUAAUCGAAAGUCACUUAUUUGUGGUGGGACUCAAUUUUGAGCCUCAGUACAAAUGUUUCAGAAAUUGGCUAGCCAAAGUCCUUAGCUUAAUGAUGACAAUAGAUGAUGUUUAUGAUGUUUAUGGCUCACUGCAAGAAUUAGAGCUCUUCACAAAGGCAGUUGAUAGGUAA
Ilex paraguariensis (yerba mate) is the source of this 267-nucleotide messenger RNA. The record is from the annotation of a GenBank genome assembly. Lineage: Eukaryota; Viridiplantae; Streptophyta; Magnoliopsida; Aquifoliales; Aquifoliaceae.